Messenger RNA from Dovyalis caffra, 4224 nucleotides. The record is from the annotation of a GenBank genome assembly. Lineage: Eukaryota; Viridiplantae; Streptophyta; Magnoliopsida; Malpighiales; Salicaceae.
AUGGAUAUCGUUCUUGCCGUUUUAUCUCCUGUUGUUGAGCAUACAAUUGGUCCCAUUAAAACACACAUUUGUUAUGCAUUAUAUUGCAAAAGCAACCUUCACAAUCUGAAGGAGGAAGUUGACAAGUUGAAGACUGCGCAAGAAAGUUUGCAACACAGGAUGGAUGAGGAAACAAGAAAUGGGAAGGAGAUCGAAGAGCACGUUCGGAAUUGGCGUCUUAAGGUGGAUGAUAUCAUUCAAAAGAUGGAAAAGGAACUUGCAGAAGAUGAAGAGCGAGCAAAGAAGAAAUGCUUCGUUGGACUGUGUCCAAAUUUCAAAUCACGCUACCAGCUUGGCAAGAAAGCAAAAGAGGAAUUGGCAACAGUUACAACUAAAAUUGAUGAACAGGCCAAAUUUGGUUCAAUUUCUUACCGUGCUGCUCCACCGAAGAUGGGCGUCACUUCUACCGGAGGUUAUCAGGCCAUGGAAUCAAGAAAGUCAAUUUUUAAGGAUGUUAUGAAUGCCUUAAAAAUUUCUGGGGUGAAUAUGGUUGGGGUGUAUGGAAUGGGCGGUAUAGGCAAAACCACGUUGGUGAAAGAGGUCGCCAGAGAAGCGAUAGAGAACAAGUUAUUUAACAAGAUGGUUUUUGCCAGUGUAACCAGGACCCCGGACACCAUGAAGAUUCAAGGGGAAAUUGCAGAUCAACUUGACUUAACAUUUGACAAGGAAAGCGAAUUGGGAAGAGCAAAUCGAUUACGCGAGAGUCGAAUGGGUUAUAAUGCUUCCACUGAAGACUUGUUGAAAUAUGGUAUGGGGGCAGGUUUGUUUUCUGAUGUUGCUACAGUAGAAGAAGCACGAAAUAGACUGCAUUCACUGCUUCAUAAACUAAAGACCUCUUCUCUGUUGCUUGAUACUGAUACUAGCAAGCAAUUUUCAAUCCAUGAUGUUGUUCGUGAUGUUGCCAUAUCAAUUGCCUACAGGGACCGCAAUGUAUUUGUGAAAAGUGAUGCGGUUGAAUUGAAAUGGCGUGAUAAGGAUUCAUUAAAGAAGUGCUCAGAAAUUUGGUUGCAUUGUAAUAGCAUUGGGCUUCCUGAAGAUUUGAAAUAUCCGCAGCUCAAGGUUUUUAUUGUGAACAGUGGAGAUCCUUCAUUGGAAAUAUCUCAAAAUUUUUUUGGGGGAAUGCAAAAACUUAAAGUCUUGGGUUUGUCUAAUUUGUCUUUUUCAUCCUUGCAUUCAUCUCUUCAUUUACUAAAACACCUUCGUUCACUAUGCCUUCAUCAGUCUUCACUGGGAGAGGGAGAUCAGAUAGCAGUUAUUGGGGAGCUAAAGAAAUUGGAAAUCCUCAGCUUUGUCAAAUCUGAUGUUAAACAUUUGCCAAGAGAAAUAGGGCAAUUGACCAAGCUAAAAUUGUUAGAUUUGAGUGAUUGUUCUGAACUUGAGAUGAUUGCACCAAAUGUUAUUUCAAGUUUGUCACUGUUGGAAGAAUUGUGCAUGGGCAACAGUUUUCAUCAUUGGGAUAUUGAAGGAAAAAAUAAUGCCAGUCUUGUUGAGUUGGAACAUUUGUCUCACCUGACUAAUUUGGAGAUACAUAUUCCUGAUUCCCGUGUUAUCUCCAAAGACUUCUCUACAAACUUGGAGAGACAUAGAAUAGUGAUAGGAGGUGAUUGGAGUUGGAAUUGGAAUUCGGAUGGUGUUUGUGAAACCUUAAGAAAAUUGAAACUGGAGUUCAAAGAAAGCACUGAUAAUUUGAAGCAUGAGAUUUUGAUGUUGUUGAAGAGAAUUGAAGAUCUGUAUUUACUUGAGGUAAAUGGUGUUAAGAGUGUCAUUGAACUGGAUAAGGAAGGUUUUCUACAUCUGAAGCACCUCCGUGUGGAUAAUAGUCCUGAGGUUCAAUAUAUCAUUGACAUGAUAAAUGGGAUUCCUUCUAACGUCUCUCUCUUUCCCAUGUUAGAGUCUUUGUAUCUUUAUAAUUUGGCAUCGUUAGAGAAGAUUUAUCAUGGCAUACUCAGGGCACGAUAUUUCGGCAAACUGAAAAUCCUACAAGUGAGAAACUGUGAUAAAUUGAGAAGCCUUUUCUCGUUCUCCAUGGCACUAGGCCUUUUGCAGCUUCAAAGCAUCACAAUCACUUCUUGCCAGAACAUGGAAGAGGUUGUUGCUGAGGAAAGUGAACAAUUUGACAACAUAGCAACCAAUGUGAUGGAGUUCACUCAGUUGCGCUUCAUGUCAUUAAACAAUUUACCGCUUCUCAGAAACUUCUGCUCCAGAGAGAAGACAUCUUCCCUAUCUCAAACACAUCCAAAGUCAACAACAAGUGGCAUGGAAUUGGGAGAAGUGACAUUGGAGGAUGAUAUGCAAAGUCCUACACCACUUUUCGAUGAAAAGAUUGUUUUUCCGAACUUGGAGGUUUUGGAACUGGAAUCAAUGAAAAUGGAAAGGCUAUGGCAUGGCCAGCAUCCAGCAAUUACAGCUUCCAUUCAAAAUUUACAAAGAUUGGAUGUGUGGAAAUGUGACAGUCUGAAAUAUAUAUUUUCCACUUCUAUGGUUAAAAGUCUUGUGCAACUCGAGCAUCUUAGCGUUAGGAAUUGCGAGUCCUUGGAAGAGAUAAUAGUAACAGAAGCAUCAGACGGAGAAGAAACAACGAGUAAGAUGCUAUUUCCAAAACUAGGAGUCAUUUCGAUCUUCAAUCUUCCAAAACUCAAACAGUUCUGUACUGGUUGUCUUCUUGAUUGUCCAUUGUUAAAAGAACUGGAAAUAUAUGUGUGUUCUGGCUUGGAGACAUUCAUCUCUGAAUGUGGAAGCCCGAACGUGACAAUUAGUGAUGAAGAAGCACGACAAGUAAGCUUGAAGGAGAAACGCCACAAUGCCAUACAACCUCUCUUUAACGAAAAGGUUGCAUUCCCUACCUUAACUACAAUUGAUAUCUCUUCCAUCGAUAACUUGGAAAAGAUAUGGCACGAUCAACUGGCUGAAGGUUCCUUUUCUGAACUAAGAUCAUUGAGUAUUUAUAGAUGUCAUAAGCUGGUGAAUGUUUUUCCAUCAAUCUCGCUAAGAACAUUCCAGAGACUAGAGGUGCUGCAGAUUGAGAAUUGCAAUUUGUUAGAAGAGAUAUUGGAACUUGAAGGGCCGAGUGUUGAAGGAAGUAAUUAUGCUUCUUUGGUCUUUCAGUUGAGAGACUUGACCUUAAGUGAUCUACCCAAAUUGAAGCAUAUAUGGAAUAAUAAUCCUCCAGGAACACUCAGCUUCCAGGAUGUACGUACAGUGAGGGUUUGGGUAUGUGAUGAUUUGAAGAAUAUCUUUCCAUUCUCUAUUGCUAGAAACCUUCCUCAACUUGAAAAGCUUGAUAUAUACCAGUGUGGGGUGGACGAAAUUGUUGCCAAGUCAGAAGGUGAUGAAACAGCCCCUCUUUUUGGGUUUCCUCAGUUGACUUCAUUGGAUUUUGACAGUCUGCCAAAAUUGAGGAACUUCUAUCCAGGGAAACAUACGUGGGAAUGUCCGAAGUUAAAAAGCUUGGCGGUGUCUGGCUGUGGCAGUGUAAAGUUAUUUGGUUCAGAAUUUCUUGAUUUCCAAGAAAUUCAAGUGGAAGCCCAACAUGACAACCCAAUUCAGCAACCCCUCUUUUUUGUCGAAAAGGUGUUCUCCAACUUGGAGGAAUUGUCAUUAGGUGGCCAAUACACCAGUAAUAAUUCAAUAAUGUCGCACCGCCAACUUGAAGCAGGCUUCAAUUCCACAUUGAAAGUUCUAAAGCUGCACAAUUUUAAGGGAAAAUCAGAUCGUAUUCCAUUUGGUUUCCUACAAAGACUGCGUAAUGUGGAAACACUCACUAUCGAAUCCAGUUCUUUCAAGAGGCUAUUCUUGAAUGAAGGAAUUGUUGAAGAGGAACAUAAAUGGAAGCCUUCAUUGAAAGAAGUGUCUGUGCAACGAUGCCCCAACAUGAAGAUUUUCUCUCCAGGACUGUUAAGCACGCCAAAGCUGCGGGGAGUACGGGGUCCUAUGGAUAAAAAGUGGUGGCGGGGUAACCUUAAUGCUACUAUACAACAAUUGUACACAGAAAUGCUCAUAGUGGAUGAAUGUGCAUUUGUCUCCAACGCCAUACCAUCAAAUCUGCUAAAGUUGAUGAAGAAUUUGGACAGUAUUACUGUGAAAAAAUGUGAUUCUGUUGAAGGAGUUUUUGAUUUGAUAGGACUGAAUGCUGCAGAAGAGCACCUUAAGCUGUUGUCCAGAUCUAUUGGAAUUGCGCUUGAUUGA